GGGGCUUGUGGUCGCGGAGCGCGGACUACGAGCCCCAGGGCCCCGCGCGCGGUUCCGGACAACGCCUGGUGUGUGGUAACACCGCGGAUCUUCCUCCUUCUCCUCCUCCUCCUCCUCCUCCUCCUCCUGCUCCUCGCGGGCGCUUCCGGCGCGGCGGCGGCGGCGAAGCCCCUCGGGAGCAGCGGGGGCUCGGCGGGCCGGGGCAGGACAAUAGAUUUCCCAAGUUCUUCAAGUAUUCUUGCACAACGAGGAAAAAGAAGAGACAUUUCAGUGAAUGAGGAGUUUUUUGCUUCUAUAGUGUUUUCCUUGAGAAGUGGCUCUUUGAAUGAGGAUGACAAUGGAAGAGAUGAAGAAUGAAGCAGAGACCACUUCUAUGGUUUCCAUGCCUCUCUAUGCUGUUAUGUACCCUGUCUUUAACGAGCUAGAAAGAGUAAAUCUAUCUGCAGCUCAGACACUGAGAGCAGCUUUUAUUAAGGCUGAAAAAGAAAAUCCAGGUCUUACACAGGACAUCAUCAUGAAAAUUCUGGAGAAGAAGAGUGUGGAUGUGAAUUUCACAGAGUCUCUUCUGCGUAUGGCAGCUGAUGAUGUAGAAGAGUAUAUGAUUGAAAGACCUGAACCUGAAUUCCAAGAUCUUAAUGAAAAGGCACGAGCACUUAAACAGAUUCUUAGUAAGAUUCCAGAUGAGAUCAAUGACAGAGUGAGGUUUCUUCAGACAAUCAAGGACAUUGCAAGUGCAAUAAAGGAGCUCCUUGACACAGUAAAUAAUGUCUUCAAGAAAUACCAGUACCAGAACCGGCGGGCACUUGAGCAUCAAAAGAAAGAGUUUGUAAAAUACUCCAAAAGUUUCAGUGAUACUUUGAAAACCUAUUUUAAAGAUGGAAAGGCAAUAAAUGUGUUCAUAAGUGCCAACCGACUAAUUCAUCAAACCAACUUGAUACUCCAGACCUUCAAAACUGUGGCCUGAAAACUGUAUAUGUUGAGAGUUGUACUUUUCAAUGGUGGAUAGGGUACCUUUAUAUGUAAAUUUUAAAGUUUUGACUGUAUAAAUUAUCAGCCCCUCUCAAGGGGCCUAAUGCAGGAUUUUGAAUGGGAUUAUUGCCAUCUUACACCAUAUUUUUGUAAAACAUUGUAGCUUAAUCAUAAUCUCACAAGAAAGAUUUUGCAUCACUUUUUGCUAUUAUCAUUCUUUUCAGAAUUAUAAGCCAAAAGAAUUUACGCCUUAAUGUGUCAUUAUGUAACAUUCCUUACAAGAAUUGUAAAUAUUUGGUGUUCUGUUUCUGACAUUUUAACUUGAAAGCGGAAAACUGCAAGAUUAUGUAUUUAACAAUAUUGGUGGCAAAUAUUCAAUAAAUAGUUUACAUCUGUUA
This is a messenger RNA of Passer domesticus (house sparrow), 1367 nucleotides long. RefSeq names its product programmed cell death 10 (gene PDCD10). Bases 326 to 964 code for a protein of 212 amino acids. The transcript is spliced from 8 exons. Gene Ontology annotation, cellular component: FAR/SIP/STRIPAK complex. Gene Ontology annotation, molecular function: protein kinase binding. The record is from RefSeq and is a predicted model, not a curated record. Gene Ontology annotation, biological process: positive regulation of MAP kinase activity; regulation of Golgi organization. Lineage: Eukaryota; Metazoa; Chordata; Aves; Passeriformes; Passeridae.